Molecule: messenger RNA, 1395 nt
Organism: Gossypium raimondii (Peruvian cotton)
Lineage: Eukaryota; Viridiplantae; Streptophyta; Magnoliopsida; Malvales; Malvaceae
Exons: 2
Coding region: 1-1395 (464 amino acids)
Source: RefSeq, a predicted model, not a curated record
AUGAGUUUCACUCCACCACCUCUAUCUGUGUUCACUGGAGAAAACUAUCACAUUUGGAUAGUUAAAAUGAAGACUUACCUUCAGGCACAUGAUCUCUGGAGUGUGAUCGAGAAUGAUACUGAACCAUCUCCAUUGAGAGCCAAUCCCACUAUUGCACAGAUGAGGCAACAUGCUGAGGAACGAGCUAAGAAGCACAAGGCUAUGGCCUGUCUGCAGAGUGGAGUGUCUGAUGUGAUAUUCACACGCAUCAUGGCAUGUGACACACCUAAGCAGGCCUGGGACAAGCUGAAGGAGGAGUUCAUGGGGACUGACAAGACAAGGCAACAGCAGGUGAUCAACCUCAGGAGAGACUUUGAAAAUUUGAAGAUGAGGGAGUCUGAGACCAUCAAGCAGUACUCAGACAGGAUAAUGGCCAUUGUCAACAGCAUUAGGCUCCUGGGAGUGGACUUCACAGAGAGCAGAGUUGUUGAAAAAGUCAUUACAACUCUCCCUGAGAAAUUUGAGUCAAAAAUCUCUUCACUUGAGGACUCGAGGAUUUAUCACCAUUUCAUUGUCUCGAGUGAUAAACUCCCUGCGGAUAUUCAUGUAGAAAGUGUAAGCGGUUUGGCCAUGUGGAGAAGGUGUGCAAGGGCAAACCAAGGGAGGCCGCUCUGCAACAAGCUAGACUCACUGAGGACAUUCAAGCUCGGGAGGAGCAUGUGUUCACAAAGAACUUGUUUUGUUGGCACAACCAAGGCCAAGAAUGAUUGGCUACUAGACGGUGGUUGCUCACACCAUAUGGUCGCAUAUGAGAAGUCGCUCAAGGGCCUAGAUAGAAGCUUCCACUCGAGGAUUAGAAUUGGAGAUGGCAGGCUGAUUGAGGCUAAAGGCAAGGGCAAUGUGUUGAUUAGCACUGGUUCAGGUAAUAAGCUGAUCUCAGAUGUGUUUUUUGUACCUGACUUAGACCAGAAUCUGCUUAGUGUUGGCCAAUUAGUUGAAAAGGGCUAUACAUUGGUUUUUAAGGAUGGUUGCUGUAUUGUUCAAGACAUGAAUGGUCUGGAGAUAGUCACUGUCUCUAUGACUGAUAGGUGCUUCAUGCUGGAUGUUAGCAAAAUAGAAAGAAAGGCAUACACCAGCCUUGUUGAAAGAACUGACUUGUGGCAUAGGAGACUAGGCCAUGCAAAUUUCAGAUCCAUCGAUCUACUACAUAGGCUGAAUUUGGUUGAUGACAUUUCAAAAAUUGAAGUUAGUGGGAAUGUUUGUGAAGUUUGUCAGCUUGGUAAGGUGCUAGAUCGCUUUUUCUCACGACAAGGCUUGGAGAGCUCGAAACAAGCUCGAAUUGGUGCACUCGAUGUUUGUGGCCCUAUGAGAACACUUUCAAUCGGUGAGAACAGUACUUUGCCUGCUUAUAGAUGA